Molecule: messenger RNA, 546 nt
Organism: Rhodotorula graminis WP1
Lineage: Eukaryota; Fungi; Basidiomycota; Microbotryomycetes; Sporidiobolales; Sporidiobolaceae
Exons: 7
Coding region: 64-546 (160 amino acids)
Biological process (GO): vesicle-mediated transport
Cellular component (GO): membrane
Source: RefSeq, a predicted model, not a curated record
GAACCCGCCCCGUCGCCUCUUUGCGCACCUCCAGCACCCGCGCGCAACACGCACACGCACACGAUGGACGGCGUCUGGGCUCGCCUGAGCGGCAACGAGGCGGCGCAGGCUGUUGACAACAUGACGACGGGCGACGAGUCGGCGUUCAAGUUCCUGGACCUGACCAAGAAGCAGCGCCUGUACGGCUUUGGGAUCUGCCUCGUGACCGGCUUUGGCCUGUCGCUCCUCGGCGCCAUCCUGUUUGCGCUCGGGCAGGUGACGCUCUUUGCGAUCCUGUACGUCGUCGGCGCCAUCCUGUCGCUCGUCGGCACGGGCUUCUUGCUCGGGUUCAUGAAGCAGCUCAAGCUCAUGUGGGACCCGGUGCGGCGGUACGCGGCAGGGAUCUUCCUGCUGUGCAUCGCCCUCACGUUCGUAUUUGCGUUUGCGAUCGAAAUCGACGUCCUCGUCAUCGUGUUUGCCAUCUGCACCUACCUCGCCUACGCCUGGUACUCUCUCAGCUACAUCCCGUACGCGCGAGCGCUCGCCAAGAAGCUGUGGCCGUGGUGA